AUGCAGGCCCGCCUCCUGUCCCGUGAAACGGGUGACCAUAGUCCCGAUGACCUCUCCGAGUCAGUGAACGCAGACCUCCUCCGUAGCUUCGCCCCAGCACCACAACACCGCUUCAACGGCGAAAUAGCAUCUCAAACGCAUCUCGAAGAGACGGAAGAGCGAGCACGCAGUGUUCGCGCUCAUGGAGCCGGUGUAAGCGGUCUUGCGCUCGAAAAAUUCGACGGGCGCAUUCUCGUGUCUGGUGGCUCAGAAGGUUCCAUCAAGAUAUGGGAUCUUGACGAGGCACCGACCCCCAACCAACGACAUGUCUUCCGUCCGGUGAGCACAAUUGCUCGUUCUACCGGCGGGAAGAAGGUGAAUGGCCACAGUCACGGCAUCACGCAUCUGGCGUUCUACCCCUUCGACCCAGACGCCUUCCUGUCAAGCUCCUACGACAAGUCCCUCAAACUCUGGGCAACGCAACGCUCCGCGCUCACCGCAGACUUCCAUCUCAAUGCCACCAUAUAUUCUCACGCCAUGAGCCCCAUAGCAGACCACCUCCUUGUUUCCUGCGCAACGCAACACUCCAACGUGCGUCUGGUCGACCUCAAAUCCGGAUCCGCAGUCCAGGCACUCGUUGCCCACGGCGGCCCUGUCCUCUGCACAUCAUGGAGCCCGCGACACGAGCACAUCCUCGCCAGUGGUCAUGCCGACGGCAAAGUGCGCGUCUGGGACAUCCGGCGUGCCGGCGGUGUCAUUGCACAGCUCGACCAAGAAGAUUCAUUGGGUGUUCUUCACCGGUUUCGGCACGCGACAGCCUUGGACCAGGACUGGAGUAGUAUGCCGCACUUUCGGACAUCUGCCCAGGCGCACGAUGAGGCCGUGAACGGGUUACAAUGGACAGACGAUGCCAAGUACAUUGUGUCGGCAGGGUUGGACCGUAAGAUCCGAGUCUGGGAUGCGGGCACGGGAGCAAAUACUCUUGCGAGUUUUGGAGCCUUGAUUCAGAAUCGGCAUGCCAAGACUGCUACCAUGGUUGUCACAUCGUCGGGCCUCUCAAAUAGCAAGGAGAUUCUGAUUUGGCCAAACGAUCAGGAGAUAUUGCUGCUUGACCUGCAUGAUGGGAAUGUAAUUACAAGGUUGCGCAGCCCUGGUUCCACCAACCCUGUAGGUCCUCGGGGCGGAGAGUUGGGCAGGAACAGAACAACAACGAUUGUAUGGCGAGGAGCGGGGGGAGGGCCUGGACAGAUCGGAACCGUCAUGGGGGGCGGGAACUCGGUUGGUGCGAUUUACAGUGCUCACCUGGACGGCCAGAUUCGUGCGUGGAUGCCGCAGAUUCCGGGACCGGAGGACAUUGAUGAGACAGAAGACAUUGACGAGGAUGAAGAGACGAGAAGGAGGAAAAGAAAAGCCGUGGACAAUGCGUAUAGAAGUUUGAUGGGUAGACAGAUAACAUUUACUGGCACAAGCCGGUAG
Messenger RNA from Metarhizium brunneum ARSEF 3297, 1455 nucleotides. RefSeq names its product DNA excision repair protein ckn1 (gene ckn1). Lineage: Eukaryota; Fungi; Ascomycota; Sordariomycetes; Hypocreales; Clavicipitaceae. Gene Ontology annotation, biological process: transcription-coupled nucleotide-excision repair; proteasome-mediated ubiquitin-dependent protein catabolic process; protein polyubiquitination. The record is from RefSeq and is a predicted model, not a curated record. Gene Ontology annotation, molecular function: protein binding. Gene Ontology annotation, cellular component: Cul4A-RING E3 ubiquitin ligase complex; nucleotide-excision repair complex.